Molecule: messenger RNA, 967 nt
Organism: Bolinopsis microptera
Lineage: Eukaryota; Metazoa; Ctenophora; Tentaculata; Lobata; Bolinopsidae
Product: COMM domain-containing protein 4-like
Exons: 5
Coding region: 29-598 (189 amino acids)
Source: RefSeq, a predicted model, not a curated record
CACUACUAUAUAACAAAUAAUUUGAGAGAUGAGGUUCAGGUUUCGUGGAGGGGAGGACUGCCCUGAUUGGGUGCUUGCGGAAAUAUCUACAAUAUCAAAACUCUCCUCUAUCAAACUCAAACUUAUUUGCAUUCAGAUAUUGAACCACAUAGAAGAAGAGACAGUGAAGUACGAAGUAUUUACAAAGCUGAUAGAUAACAAGAUGUUCACACUGUCCGAUGUUAAGGGUCUGGUGGCCAGUCUAACCUUUAUAAUUCACAGUGCUCUGAGGAUUGAUGUCGAGUCUUCUUCACUUGACAGUGAACUUCAACAACUUGGGUUUCCUAAGGAACACGCCGGUUCUUUAACCAAAGCCUACACAGACCAUGCACAAAAAGCGCGGGAAGCUCUGAGGAGAACUAGUCUACGCUAUCCAGCUCCCAGUGUUGAGUGGUCAGUAGAUUACAUAGCAACAAGUACAAAACACGGCAAGAUAGACGAGCCCCUGAUUAACCUGAACAUCAACGGAACUCCCUGCACUGUUACAGUUGCCAAACUAGAUGUCAUAUUGAGCGAACUGAAAUCAGCAUCCAAGAGCAUCAAAAACAUCAAAUUGUGACAGCCUGAUGGGUUCUACUGGAAAGUGGAAAUAGUCCAAUGAUGGGAAAACGUUUGACUGUUCUAGAAGUCGAGAGAGUGAUUUACUAACGGGCUGGAUCCGGCAUUGUUUUAAAAAGUAGUUUAUUAAGUUUAGCGUCUGCUAAGUGUAAAUGUAGUACAGUAGUGCGAAGUGAACAGCUGUAAGCAGAACACGAUACAUAAAAUUUGCGUUGUUUGUAGCUUUGUAGUCAUCUCUCUCUCUUUCUCUCUCUCACUUCUGCUGAUAUUAUCUUAGCUUUUUAUGUUUUUAUGUAUAACUUUUGAACCAGUUCUUGUUUAUUUUUGUUGAGAUUGUGAUCGUCGAUUGAAUUUUUAUGAUCAGAUAAAU